AUUCGCUUUAAUUGUACUGAGAUUCUACAAAACUAACUGAAUCAGAUAUCCCUAUCACUGCUGAGAUUGUCACUUUAUUAAGUAUUUAUUCAUAAACAGACUUCAUAAUUUCCUUAUGUAUUUUUAGUGUUCAGAGGAGUUCCAGGAUUACAUCAUUCUUUAUCUAGUAUCCAUUUCAAUUUGCAUCCAGGAUUCUCUUUCAAAAUAGACUUAUGCUAUGCGAUUCCAAUACACUAGAAGACUUGGAAGACACUAGAUAGAGUGGUCUUACCCAAAGCAGUAAGACCUCCAAAGACAAAGCAUCAGAAUGCUUCAAUUAACUGAGGGAAAAGAGAAGAAUUUUGAAGUUUCAGAAAGUGUCAGAAGGCCAGGACUGUGGAAAGAGAUUUCCUUUGGGGAUUACAUUUGUCACACAUUUCAGGGAGACUGCUGGGCUGAUCGAUCCCCACUUCAUGAAGCUGCGGCCCAGGGGCGCUUACUGGCCCUUAAAACUUUAAUUGCACAAGGCGUCAACGUCAACCUCGUGACAAUUAACCGGGUCUCUUCCCUCCAUGAGGCGUGUCUUGGCGGUCACGUGGCCUGUGCGAAAGCCUUAUUGGAAAAUGGUGCACACGUCAAUGGAGUGACGGUUCAUGGAGCCACGCCCCUCUUCAACGCUUGUUGCAGUGGCAGUGCGGCAUGUGUCAACGUGCUGCUGGAGUUCGGAGCCAAGGCCCAGCUCGAGCUGCACCUGGCUUCACCCAUCCAUGAGGCAGUGAAGAGAGGUCACAGAGAGUGCAUGGAGAUUCUGCUGGCAAAUAAUGUUAACAUUGACCAAGAGGUGCCUCAGCUGGGAACACCCCUGUAUGUAGCCUGCACUUACCAGAGGGUAGACUGUGUGAAGAAGCUUCUGGAAUUAGGAGCCAGUGUUGACCAUGGCCAAUGGCUGGACACGCCCCUCCAUGCUGCGGCACGGCAGUCCAAUGUGGAGGUCAUCCACCUGCUAACUGACUACGGGGCUAAUGUGAAACUCAGAAACGCACAGGGCAACAGUGCACUCGAUCUGGCAGCUCCAAAAAGCGGUGUGGAGCAGGCACUCCUGCUCCGUGAAGGACCGCCUGCUCUUUCUCAGCUCUGUCGCCUGUGUGUCCGGAAGUGCUUGGGCCGAGCAUGCCAUCAAGUCAUCUACCAGCUACGUCUACCAGAGCCACUGGAAAGAUUCCUCCUAUACCAAUAGUUCCGACUACCCAGGGGCAGUUACUUCAAAAUAAGAGGCUUGCUGUCGCUGUACCCAGGGUACUUAGUGUAGGUGCCCAACACCUGGAUUCUCGGUAUCCUCCAAUGCGUUCAGCCAGUAGGAGUAGAUCCCCAUGAAAUGGGACAUGUGGGGAGUGGUAACUCCUGGUUAAUUUAACGUUUUCAUUAACCAAGGGACAACCAUAAACCUUUUAGUUUAAUCUCGUGGUGAUAAAUUUAAUAACACUGUGAAGUAGAGUGAAAAUAACAGGCUACUGUUGGUGAUACAGCUUCCUGUGUGCCCAAGAGUCACUUUCCUGGACACUGCAUAGACACAUGGAAAUUCAAGUGGAUGAGAUUAUAAUGAAUAUUAAGUAGUCCAAGAUGUGUUUCUGAUUUAGUUCCCUCUUCUAUUUCCUUUAUCAAUCUUUUUCCUUGAAUAAAUCUAUGCUAUAAUUUUGA
Oryctolagus cuniculus (rabbit) is the source of this 1677-nucleotide messenger RNA. It is a transcript of the gene ASB11, whose product is annotated as ankyrin repeat and SOCS box containing 11. NCBI's taxonomy places the organism in Eukaryota, Metazoa, Chordata, Mammalia, Lagomorpha, Leporidae. Gene Ontology annotation, biological process: intracellular signal transduction; protein ubiquitination; positive regulation of protein catabolic process. Gene Ontology annotation, molecular function: protein binding. The record is from RefSeq and is a predicted model, not a curated record.